Messenger RNA from Brassica napus (rape), 4796 nucleotides. RefSeq names its product probable serine/threonine protein kinase IRE3. Gene Ontology annotation, biological process: intracellular signal transduction; peptidyl-serine phosphorylation. Gene Ontology annotation, molecular function: protein serine/threonine kinase activity; ATP binding. The record is from RefSeq and is a predicted model, not a curated record. The coding region runs from base 1664 to 4618 and encodes 984 amino acids. NCBI's taxonomy places the organism in Eukaryota, Viridiplantae, Streptophyta, Magnoliopsida, Brassicales, Brassicaceae. The transcript has 17 exons.
AUAUGAAAUUAAAAUAAAAAACACACACCCAAAAAUGUUAGUUCUCAAAUUGAUAAUGAUGGAUAAAUUUCAUAUGGAUUUAAAAUUUCCAUUUUGUCGUCAAAAGAGACGCCGUUGCUGCUCUUAAGACUUAAAUACAAAAUUAAUUAGUUAAAAUAUGUUUUUGGUAAAUUACUGGAAAUAUUAGAAAUUGUAAAAUAAUGUAUUUUAAUUUGAUAUGAAUGUAAUACUUCACUAACAAUUGACUUUUAUCUCUAAUUUAUAUCAGUUUAUUUAGUUUAUAAAUGUUGACAACAAAAGUAAGAAAAUCUAACUAAACUCUUAUCUCCAGGUUGAUUAUAAAUUAUUUAUUAACUUGAUAAUAACAAUUAACUUUUAUCUCUAAUUUAUAUCGGUUUAUUUAGUUUAUAAAUGUUGACAACAAAAGUAAAAAAAUCUAACUAAACUCUUGUCUCCAAUUUGAUAAUAAAUAAUUCAUUAACUUGAUAAUAAAAAUUUCAACGGUAUAUGUCUUAAAAUUAGUUUAUAUUAAUAAUUUAUAUAUAAAAUAGGCAUUGCACUCAAAAUAUCAUUUAUUAAUUAAAAUUAUAUUUUUUAUACAACAAAUUCACUUUUAUAAUGUAUCUUUAAAUAAUGUUUAAGCUUAAUAUCACCGUUAACUUUAAAAAUCUCAAGGGAAUAUUGAAUCAAAGUUAUGUUACUUUAACAAUAUAAAUAUAAGUUAAAUAAUAUGCACAAAAUCUUAUAAUUUUAAUCAAAGCUACAAUUUUUCUUUAUUUUUGUUGUCACCAAAUUAUAACUUAGAACCACAUUUAUCUCAAAAUAAGUUUAUAUAUUGUUCAUUUACUUUAUAAAUGGUGAUAACAAAAGUAAAAAUAUCCAACGACAAAAUAUUUAUCUUCGAUUUAGAUUUAUGAACUAUCUAUUUAGUUAUAAAUACUAAUAAAAAAAUCAAGUCGCAAUAGUAUAAUUUAAAUUAAUUAAGAUUAAUAAUUUAAGUAUAAAAAAAAAUAUGCGUACAAUGUAUGCAAAAUAUUUAAAUAUUAAUUAAAAUUAUAUUUUUUCAAAAACUAAUCACUCCAAAAACUAUAUUAAAUUAACUUUUAAAAUAUAUAUUAAAAAUAUUUUAAUUUUAUUUUUACCGUUAACUUUUAAAAAGAAAUCUCAGCCAUAACAGUAACUCCAAAAUUAGCUAUUUAUAAUAAUUCAAAUACAAACAAAAUAUAGUGUGCUAAAUCUUGGAAUAUUAAUCCAUUCCUUAUAUUGCAAACCAAUUAUAACUUGACAACCCAGACUAAAUUCAUCUCUGAGAUUAACCCUCUUGAAAAUCUGACAAAUGUCGUAUCUAAUCUACUCAUUUAUGCAACUCUACAUAAGAACAAUGAUGUCCAUUAGUCCUUAAUCCUAUAGAAAAUCUGGUGAUUAAUGUGUAAUCUACUCCACUCAUAUAUGCAUAUAUACAUGAGAAAGUGAUCGUAAAACAUUUGUUUAAUCGUAUAAACUAACUAAGGUUUGACUCUUGUGUUUCACCUUUGCUUUAAAAACAUUAGCUUUCCCUCUUACACUGUUGUACAGUUACGUCAUCUUCUUCGUCUUCGAGAGAUUGUGUUUCUGAAAUGGAGUUUUUGUUUUGUGGUAAGAUUAGGUUUUUGGGGAAUCAGAUAUGGAGUUCAAGAAAUUGAGGAGGCUCUUCUCUUCCUCGAAGAAGGUCGACAGCGCCAACAAUUCUCCGAGCGAAUCCGAUAACAGGAAACGGAGAUCCAUUCGAAUACUUGGCUUCGCGGCAGUUUUAAUAGAGUUCGCGAAGAAGCAUUGCAAACGAGCUUCUUCGCCUAAUCAAGUUCACUCUUCAGUUCCCUCGCGAUCUUACUUGUCGUUUUCCUGUUUUAACGGGAAGAAACAAAGAGCUGAAACGUCUACCCUGGUGGCUUCGUCCCUGGGCUUGAAUCGGAUCAAGACGAGGUCCCUCCGGGCGACGCUGGAAGCUUGCUUCAGCUUUAGGAAUGAUGAAGCAACUCCGGUGGUGGUACGGUCUGACUACUUGCCCGAGUUGAAUACUCAUCAGGACUCGGAUACAUCCAACGUAUCACCUUCCGACUCGGGCACACCUGAGAAUCCAAAGGAGCUAGAACCCCCUCGUUAUCAAGCCUUACUUAACAUGACCAGUGCUCCAAGAAAGUGCUUCUCUGGUGACAAUAAGAGCUUUUCUCAUGAGUUGAACGCGGAAGGUGUAAGGCCUUUUCCACUAAAGAAGCCUCAUAGGUCGAACAGCUGGGAGGAAGUAUUGAAUCAUAUCAAGGCCAAAUUUAAUGAAGCAAAGGAAGAAGUGAAUGUCGACCUUAAAUUUUUUUCUGAGGACUUGCUUGGAAUUUCUACGGAAAAUGCGAGAAAUAAUCAUGAGUUGAAGGUUAUAACUGGAGCCUUAAUGAUUUUGACACUGAAAUGUACCAUUGCUAGUUCAGGAGAGUUCUGGCUUCACUGUGAGAGGAUAGUUCGAGAGUUAGAUGAUAAACGGCAGGAGCUUCCCCCUGGUGUUCCCAAGCAGCUUCAUACUCGCUUGCUGUUUAUUCUUACCAGAUGUACUAGAUUACUUCAGUUUCGCAAGGAAGGUUGGAGGCAGGAGGAAGAUUUCGUACAGCUAAGUCAGUCAAGACUUCUCUCUUCUCCGUACAAUGAAACUUCUUGGAAUAGACUUCCAUCUAUAGGGUCGAAAGGUGUAAAAGAAGCUGCAGUAUCAAUUAUCUGUCGUAUAUGCGAGGAGGAUGUUCCCACCACCCACGUGGAAGAUCACUCUAAAAUAUGUGAAUUGGCUGAUAGAUAUGAUCACAAGGGUGUGAGUGUUGAUGCGCGGCUGGAGAGAGUUGCUUUGACUCUUAUUAAUAUCAAAAACUUUAGGCUAAGUGGCCGCGUCCCAAGAGGGCCAGACGACAUGCUAGACUGUUUCGGUCCCAAGUCUGAUCAAGGCAUGACUACUACUUCAUCUGCCAGUAGCAUGACUCCUAGAUCCCCUAGACCCAAUCCAUUUGAAUUGUUAGGAGGCAAGGUUACAUUCCAUGACCGGUAUGAUAUUCCACUGAUGACUGCACUUUCUAACAUUGCAAGACGAGCAGCAAAAGCCAUAUCACAUGAUGAUAAAUCCAUGACGAUCUUACAUUCUUGUCUUCAUGACUUGAGGGUUACCGUAGACCGCAGAUAUUUUGAUGCGCUUACAGUAGAAACUUUCGGGACACGCAUAGAAAAGUUGAUACGUGCUAAGUAUCUUCAGCUGAACGAGAUUCUGGAUGAUGAAAAAGUUGACCUGUCAAGCACCGUAAUUGAUGAAGAUGUUCUUUUGGAAGAUGAUGUUGAACGCAGUUUGAGGAUCAGAUCAGUACAUCUGCGGGACCGUAUAUCCAUUGAUGAUUUUGAGGAGAUAAAAGAAAUUAGUAGAGGAGCUUUUGGGAGAGUUCUUUUGGCUAAAAAGAGAGCAACAGGAGACAUAUUUGCAAUUAAGGUUCUGAAGAAGGCAGAUAUGAUCCGCAAGAAUGCUGUUGAAAGAAUACAUGCUGAACGAGAUAUUUUGAUCAACGUCCGCAAUCCCUUUGUGGUUCGAUUCUUCUAUUCUUUUACUUGUCGCGAAAACCUGUAUCUUGUGAUGGAGUACGUGAAAGGGGGUGAUGUUUUUUCAUUGUUAAAAAUUAUUAGCUUGGAUGAAACUGUUGCCCGUGUAUACAUUGCCGAAGUUGUCCUAGCUUUGGAAUAUUUACACUCUGAGGGUGUUGUGCAUCGUGAUUUGAAACCUGACAAUAUAUUGAUUGCACAUGAUGGUCAUGUUAAGUUGACAGAUUUUGGGCUCUCCGAAGUUGGUCUCAUCGACAGCACCAGUGAUCUAUCUGGUUCAAAAUUGCCAACAUUGGAGCAUAAGUCUGAAAGGCGAGAUAGGCUUGGCACUCCUGACUACAUGGCGCAAGAAAUUCUUCUGGGGACAGGACAUGGUGCAACUGCGGAUUGGUGGUCUGUUGGCGUCAUUUUGUUUGAAUUCAUUGUGGGAUUUCCGCCCUUCAAUGCUGAUAGUCCUCAGCAAGUAUUUGAUAAUAUUAUCAACCGGAGAAUACCAUGGCCUAGUGAUCCAGAGAUGAGCUAUGAAGCCCGUGAUUUGAUAGAUCGGUUAUUAACGAAAGAUCCUCAUCAGAGACUUGGAGCUAGAGGGGCGGCUGAGGUCAAGCAGCACAUCUUCUUUAAAGACAUAAACUGGGACACUCUACCAAAGCAGAAGGCUCCAUUUGUGCCGGAAACAGAAGAUGCUCUUGACACAAGUUACUUCCAAAGUCGCUACGCUUCGGAUAAGCGAUCUUCUCCAACCAAUGAGAAUGGAAAGUCUUGUGAAAGUGGCAGCAGUGGUUGCCUCAGAAAUGAUCACAACGAUGGGGUUGAUGAACGUUGCGGACCUGCAGAGUUGGAAACUAAUGUUUCGGAAAAUAACCCAUUUGAUAACUUCUCCUACAAGAACCUCGGUCAGCUGGCAUGUAUCAAUUAUGAUUUGGUGUCCAAAGGUCAGAAACAUGGAACAGCAACAACUUUGUAUCCAAGACAACAAAAUACAUUUAUCUUUGAGACUUUGGUAGAGAGAGGGUUGUGAAAUGCGUGUCUUAAGCAAAUUUAGUAAGUAAAGAUUAUCUUAACUUUCUUUAAUUUUUCGCAAUGCAUCUUUCAAAUAUGUUCAUAGAUUUUGAAUAAGAGACGCCAUUUUCAAACCAAAGUUAUAAAACUAAGAUAUAUGUAUUACAAAAGUGAAAUUUUUUUUUAUGCUGCACAUA